Dreissena polymorpha is the source of this 5026-nucleotide messenger RNA. RefSeq lists its product as uncharacterized. The transcript has 5 exons. The record is from RefSeq and is a predicted model, not a curated record. The coding region runs from base 304 to 4440 and encodes 1378 amino acids. Lineage: Eukaryota; Metazoa; Mollusca; Bivalvia; Myida; Dreissenidae.
ACAAUUUGGUCGUAAUAAAGAUAUUACACACGGACACAGUUGAUUGUAAUGAAAACGAUUACUCGUACAUUUUCUUUCUUACCGAGAUAGUGAUUACCUUUGAUGUUUCGAACGUCAUAAACGGACAUCAUAACGGGAAAAGAAAUAAAAAGUGGAGGGCAGCCAAAAGAACAUAUGUUCGGACGGAAAACUGAUCAGAGAAUUCUUAUUGAUAAUGAAACGUAGGUAAUGUCGUAAUAACUUUUUUUCUGUGGUCGUCCACAAACGAACUCUCCUCUGAAUCUGAACUUUGCAUCUUGUCUCAUGAAGAUGGCUGCCAAUACCAACAUAUUCAGCGAUAAGGAGACAAAUAACUGGUUUAAGAUGUGCGUAGCCCUCAAUAUUACGAAGGAAGGACUUGCUAACUUCGUUGAGAACACAAUUAAAAAGGUCCACGCACCGCUUGGUAGCAGUUGUGGGCUAUGUUCCAUUGAACAACUGAUGCCAUGCCCUACGCAGGGUCUGUGUAAUAAAAGGAAACGAAAUAUUUGCUCUUUCCACAAAUCACAUCUGCCCCAGCCAUGUCAAAGAUGCGAUACAGUGAAACAUGGUAUAAUAUCAUAUCACCGAUUCAGUGGUCCUUCAUGGAAAAACAUUAAAGCACAAGGUUGGAAAACGGACUGGUGGGAAAUAGCCAAAUGUUACCUUCCUCCGCAAGGAUACGCUGACGUGUCAUCAGUUCAGGAAUCAGACUUUAAUGCGGUGAUUAACAUCAUUUUAAACUGCACAGAUUUCCAGAAGUAUCUCUCCUCCUCUUGGCUUUCACCUCCGCCGCCUGAUCCGCAAUGUCCGUUGGAAAAGGUCCGUCAAAUUGGCCGAGAUGUACGCCACAGUGCCAACUGCAAGACAACAGAUGCUGAACUUCAAGACUAUUUCCAGGCAUUGACCAUGCUCCUGGCAGAUCCAGUAUAUCUGGCACAUGAUCCGAGUGCAAAUACAGCCCUCAGUAGGCUAACUGAUCUUCAGAAUGACCGCCUCCCUCUGAUUGAAUUUGGCAAUAUGAGUAUGAGUACCAUACAAGCAAUUGAGCGUGCAAAAGAUGUUGCUGAGGAACAAUUCUCAGAAAAGGCAAAACAUACUCUUGAAGAAGGCUUAAACAAAAUAAAGGAAGCGUUAAAGAACGGUGAACAAGUGAUUGAACAAUCAAUAAAGACAAAGACAUUAGUCUCGAUAACACAGAUAGACACACUGACAAAAAGCAGUGUUCAACUUAUAGAAGACCACACUAAAGAUAGCAUGGCGCGCAUGCAACAAAAUAUUGCUGACAAGGCGAGAGAAGACUACGAAAGACGCGUAGAAUAUCUUCGUUGCAGACUGGUGGACCAUUACCGCGACACCGUUAGCUACGUGCCUUUGUCUGCGUUGAAUGUCAGUCUCGAUAAGCACGUACAAGAUGUCUAUGUCAUUCCAAAAAUACACAGGAUAAAAAUAGAGAAUGAUGGGAGACAAACAAAACAGGAGCAAAUUUUUUCGUAUAAAGAUUGCUUCAACGGCGGUGAUCAUUUAUCUAGACGUAUAUAUUUACAAGGCGAGCCUGGAAGUGGCAAAUCGACAUUUGCUUCCAUGUUAGUUAAUGAGUGGUGUAACAUACAAUUGCCUUCAACGGAAUCUACCAAAGAGAAAACGUUGUUUGUCGACUUUAAAACCCUGCAGAAAUUUAAGUUUCUCUUUUUCAUCUCUUUGCGAGAUUCAAGACAUCAUACGGAUGUAGUGCAGAUGAUCAAAACACAGCUAAUUGACAAGAUAUGUACGGAAGACAAACGUGAAGAAGCGAAGAAACUUUGUCUUCAAAUUAUGAAAAAUGAUGUAUGUCUCGUUAUUCAAGACGGUCUAGAUGAGUGGCCUGGUGAUGAAGCUCUACCUUCUAUGGCAGGAAUUCCUAAAGAAAACUGCAUCGUACUCACAACUUCUCGACCAUGGAAACUAAGUGAUGAACGUAUCAAAAAUUCUCAAAUAGAUAUUCUGUUAGGAGUUGAAGGUAUAAGCGAUACCAAAGCAUUCAAUGAACGGAUACUACGAUGCUUACUUGACGAAUCAAAGGAUGUCAAAGAAAGCGUGAAGCAAUUCGACAAAUUCCUCUUGAGUCGCAACUUGGAGUCGAUAUCAUCUUCACCUAUGCUGCACGCACUUGUUCUCUGUACCUGGGUAGAUGAUAGGGCUAAGUGUCUCACCGGAUCGUCACGAUGUGAUCUGUACACUACCCUACUUGACUGUCUAUGCAAAAAAGCCACUCCUGAAAUGUGUUAUUUCAACAAAUUGAAUCCACCGCCGGUAAAAAACUUUGAUGGUACAAAAUAUAUUAAAUCAAAUAAGGCUCACAUAGAUUCCAUUGCUGAAGCUGCGUUCUCUUUUUUGUUUUCAAAUGAAAAAGAGUCAUCAAUAGUUUUUAGCGAUAUCAAAUUGUCAGAAGUUUUGCUUCCAACUGCAAAAGAGUUCGCACUUUUAUCAGGAUUAUUAACCAAAAGGAAAGCAAAAAGAGUUACUGAUACGACUUGUAGGUUUGUCCACAAAACUUUUCAGGAAUUCUUAACUGCUUAUCAUAUCGCCAACAAUGCAGACGUUGUGCAUGAUGUCAUUUCCGGAUAUCUCAAACGCCAUGACAAUUCAUAUCUUGAUAUAUUUCAAAUUUUUAUAUUCCUGUGUGGCUUGAAUAUCUCAGCAGCGAAUAAACUAUCUGCUUUGAUGAAUGAGCUUGCAGUUAAUCGCAAUCAUAUGUAUAUGUAUGGAUUCUUCCAAAAAUGUAUCCUUACUGGCUACAGGGAGGCUGUAGCCAACAAGAACACCCCAAUACAGCUGCAUCUCAGUCACUUUAAUAUCAACAAUGAUAAUGAUGCUGAAGAGUUGUCUCAAAUCUGGGCUUUUAACAAGUCACGUGCACGAUCUUUAUGGGUUUAUUCGCAAAGAAUUGUGGUAUCAAUUUGUUCACGAGACGCGUUGUCUACUCGUUGUCAGGAAUCUGAACCUGUUUCCUUGCCUGCAUGUGACGAUCCUGGUCCCUCAGCAGGAACACGAAAAGUUCGGGAAGAAAUCAGUCCGUCUGCGUGCUGUAUGGAGUUCGACUUUUCAUGGUGUAACAACCUGGAACGGAUGAUUCUCUGGUGUAAUGCAAUAGUGCAACCUAAUUCACUGGUGGGCCUUAAGAAGUUGAAAGAUCUGCAAUUACGUGGAGGUUGUAAAUGUGAAGCCCUUGACUUGUCACAUCAUGAACACAUGGAAUCAAUUAAUGUCAGCGGUGGAGUAACUUUAUUACCACUGUCGGUUUAUAAUUAUAAAAGUCUUAAAUGUAUUAAGAUACUUACAACUUAUGACGGACUGGAUUUGUCACUGCUUGAAAAUUUACAUUCGAUAACAAUCAGCAAUAAGGUGAAAGUGCUACCAAAACGACCUCUCAUUCAUAACAAACAAAAACUGACUCAUAUUGGCUUAAUUGAGUUUGAUUUGAAAAGUUAUGACAGUAAAGACAGUUAUACAUGGUGUCUACUAAACGGUGAAGAUCCAGUACAGUGUGCAGACUAUACUCCAGUUCUGUCUUCUGUAGCACUCAUUGAAUUGCAUGGAGUCACAUGUUCCGUAAACUGGCUACGAAGUCUACUCACAACGCUUCUGACACUCGAUCAUAGGGUGAGGUGCGAGCUGUCGCACUGUAGUAUAACUUCACUCGAUCAUGAGGUUAAGGGCAGGCCGCAAGGCAGUCACACAGGAUCAUGCGCAGAGGAUGCAGACCUCAUUCCAGAUGAACUUACAUGCGCAUCCAUAGAUACGGAUUUAAACAAGACAUGUGCAUUCAAAGUGAACGACUUAGUCUGGCAACACUAUCUAUGGGAAACUCUGCAGGGACUGAAUGUCAAAAAGCUUAGUUUAAGGAAUUUGAAUCAAUGUUUUGUAUCAUGGUAUCGUUUACCUCCAUUGUCACACUCACUAGCUUCCCUCCCACAGCUAGAAACGCUUAGCGUUUAUUUAUCUGAAUAUAUCGACCUGCAGCUUCCACCGUCAUUGAAGCAUUUUAUAGGCUCUUUUUAUACAUUGUCUCCUUCACAAUUUCGCGAUCUUUUGAACAAAUUGUCGCCACGGACUCAAUCAGUUGAGUGUAGAUUGGAAUUCUUUUGUAUUAAUGAAAGAGAUAUUAACCUGCCCCAGAAGAUUCCACCAGAGGAAUAUAUCCUCAUUAAAAAGAAUCUCGAAGCACUGGAGCACGUGAAAGUGAAACGAUUUCAAUUAUAUGAAUUUGCACUUAGCACUAGUACCUGGUCUGUACGUGACAGUGUUGGACUUGAUGGCGAUGAUGAUGAUGAGGGCAUAGAUUAUUCGUUGUUAUCAGACCAUGAAGCAAUUGACGGCCUUGCUCGCAUAUCAAUGGGACUUCAGAUUAACUGUGUUAAAGAUCUAGACUUGACCGAGUGAAGUAAUACAUACGACUACAAGACUAUAUACGAUGGAUGAUCCGGAAAUAUGAAGACGUUACCCAUUCUUUAUGCGCAGUUAUUUAUUUGAUACAAAAACUAACGAACAUUAGUGUGAAUACCGUAAAUACACGAACUUUUACUCCUUUCCAAUUAGUCGCAUAACAUUUAUUUACCACAAUAUUUUUUAUUAAACAUAUUAUAUAGAUGUUUAUAUAAGUUUUAUUCAAAACAAUAUAUUCACAACGAAACAUAUAAAUGGAAAUAUAUUUCUGGAUCAUGUCCCGUACUCGUGAUUAUAUAUUUCCGGAACAGUGUUGUAUUUUGUGUAAAUAAUUGCAUACAUAUUAUUAACAAACUACAAAAUUCGGUGUGUACAGUAUAUCGAAUGCGACUUCAGAUCACCUGUGUUAGAUAUACAGCUAUGAAUAACCGAAGUUAUACAUGCGACUACACCCAUUUAAUGUUAUCACAUGUGCUAUACAUUUAUAGAACACAUGCGCAAAAUAAAUGUGCAAGCAUGCUUGAAUAAUUACGAAUAAAGUCAUUUGUACUUGAUUCUUGUGACGAGAAAAAGACUUUACAUU